This is a messenger RNA of Funneliformis caledonium, 1506 nucleotides long. NCBI's taxonomy places the organism in Eukaryota, Fungi, Glomeromycota, Glomeromycetes, Glomerales, Glomeraceae. The record is from the annotation of a GenBank genome assembly.
ACAUAUGUUAUUGCCAUAACGCAACUGGAUGCUUACGUACCAACUGGUUGUCAGACUACGUGUCAUGUUAUGAAUGAGAAGUCUUCCGCAAACAUAGAAAAUUUCUGGAUGUCGAUCAAUAAAAAACUCAACAACGAAAAAAUUCAACGUAUAGAGGCCGACUAUGAUCUAACUGUGGCUGAUGAGGUGUCCCAGCAGAUGAAAUCAUAUGUAAGAUCGACCACUACCAGAGUUUACAAAAGAUUUUUGGGCAGCUGUGAAACAAGCUCGCCGAAACGGUUAACAAGGACAAAUUGGAGCAUCGAAGGUAGCGACGUAAUCGUAGAUGUCGGGAAUAAUCCGUUUAUAGUAACCGAACACAUCGAGAAGGAUGAAGCCACCAGCACAUCUGCGAACAUGAUGAAUGUCUCAAAUAUUUCGAACAGUCCGGAAAGUAAUGAAGUAGAGUCUCACCCAACAUCUACAAUUCCUACGGCUCCUCCAUCCCACAGCUAUGAAGUUUCAAGUAUCUUAAACAAUUCAAGUAAUGAAGUUGAACUUCAUUCAACACCAAAAACUUCUACGACUUCUCCUCCCCCUUCAUCUCACAAUUAUAAACAACCACGAUUCAUAACUAAUAAUGAAUACUUGGAUAUGAUUUGGUCUCCCUGGCAGUUUGAUGCAAUUAUUUGCGAAAUAGAUAUCGAAGAAAAAUUAAUAGGCUUAUGCGAGAAAGAAAAGAAAGCAAAGGUGAAAUCGUCAUUAAGCUAUGGUAUUGUCGACCUGAAUGAUAGUAGAAUCAUGGAUGUCUUGGGACAACCUGUAAAGUUUUAUUUUGAAGCAGAAAUGAAGAAAUAUAAACCACAAAGAGCCGUGUCAAAAGAAGCUUUGGAAACUUUGAAGUGUUUAAAUGUAACAUCAUUAUCGGAGCUUGGAAAUGCUCUUUCAAGUAUCACCAUUAAUUACGAAAAUCCAAAUAGAGAUAUAGACAAGGGUAUAUUAAAUCUAGAUAGUAUCGAAUUACAAGAAGGAUGGUACAAUAGUAACAUUGUUGCGCCAUUCUUCGACGAUUGCGUAGCUUCACUUAAUGACUGUAUUCUCCGACGUGGUGAAGUCGCAAGCAAAGCACAAAAAUUACUUGGAAUUAAAUCAUCAAAAACGCCGAAAUAUGACGGAGUCUUGUCAUUUAAUAGAAAAAUCGAAUUUAUUUAUGUGGAAACAGCAACCACAUCAAUAUUGUCAAAAAGAGAUAAAGACUUAUCAAAAUUGCAUGAAGCAAUAGCUAUAAUGUUCAAGCUUAUAGCAUCAUCAUUACCAGAGAAACUUGCAUACGAAAUAUCAGAUUUGCCCAUCCUUUGCAUUCAAUUCCGCGGAACAACAGCUGAUGUGUACCUGGCUAAUUGGCCGGUUAAAAUGCGCCCAGUUGUUUUUUCGAUAAUGGAAUUUGACAUCCCGGAACAAGUUACUUCUUUACCAAGUCUAACGAAGUCGGCUUCAUUAAUUCAAGACCUCCAUAAAAAAUAUUAA